AUGUCUGCCACCGCUGCCGCCAGACGCCUUGAGGGCAAGACGGUGCUUAUCACUGGCGCCUCCAGUGGUAUUGGAAAGAGCACUGCCUUUGAAUACGCGCGGACGUCGCCUCAUAACUUGAAACUCAUUCUCACAGCCCGUCGUAUCGACAGUUUGAAAGAGAUCGCCGCAAAGAUCAACGAGGAAGUCGGAAAUGGCGUCAAGAUUCAUCCUGUCAAAUUGGACGUGAGCAACCCGGAGGAGGUCCGCCAACUUGUGCCCAACCUACCCGAGGAUUUCAAAGACAUCAGCAUCCUGGUGAACAACGCAGGUCUCGUCAAGGGCGUCGCAAAAGCCCCUGAAAUUGCCGAGGAAGACAUCAAUGUCAUGUUCGCAACCAACGUCACUGGUCUUAUCAACAUCACCCAGGCCAUCCUGCCCAUUUUCAAGUCGAGGCCCGACGGUGGCGCCGGUGACAUUAUUAACAUUGGCUCUAUUGCCGGUCGCGAGCCCUACCCGGGUGGUUCUAUUUACUGUGCCACCAAGGCUGCUGUGCGUAGCUUUACGGACAGUCUGAGAAAGGAGCUCAUUGCCACUCGCAUCCGCGUCAUCGAAAUCGAUCCCGGACAGGUUGAGACUGAAUUCUCCGUCGUCCGCUUCUAUGGUGACAAGUCCAAGGCCGACGCCGUCUACGCCGGCUGCGAGCCUCUGACUCCCGACGACAUUGCCGAAGUAGUCGUUUUUACCAGCACGCGCCGGGAGAACGUGGUUGUGGCAGACACCCUCAUCUUUCCCCAGCACCAAGGUGCUGCUGGUAUCCUCCAUCGCAAGUCUUGA
Molecule: messenger RNA, 816 nt
Organism: Colletotrichum aenigma
Lineage: Eukaryota; Fungi; Ascomycota; Sordariomycetes; Glomerellales; Glomerellaceae
Product: NADP-dependent 3-hydroxy acid dehydrogenase
Exons: 6
Coding region: 1-816 (271 amino acids)
Cellular component (GO): cytosol
Molecular function (GO): oxidoreductase activity
Source: RefSeq, a predicted model, not a curated record